AUGAUGAGAUCACAGCGCAUCCUACGGAAUAUCUGUUCUGCUAUUAUACCCAGCUUGCGACGAAACGUUAUUGAGCAUGCGCCUGCUGCUUCAAUCGCAACAUCGCUAUCACAACCAGUACGGUACGCUACAAGCUCAUCCUCGAAACGAUGGCUGGAGCGACAGAAAAACGAUCCUGCGAAUAAGCUGGCAGAGCUUAAGGGGCUAAGAAGUAGGGCUGGAAUUAAGCUAGAGGAGAUCAACGCGAAGUAUGAAAUAUUUAAGAGCGGACAGACAGUGGUUGAUUUAGGAUAUGCCCCGGGUUCUUGGACACAGGUCGCAGUAAGUAGGACUGCCCCAUAUGGCCGCGUUCUCGGUAUCGAUAUCAUUCCCGCCCUGCCUCCCAAGGGCGCCUCAACUAUGCAGGGCGAUUUCACCAGGCCGCGGAUUCAGGCAGAAAUGAAGAAGUUUCUUGCCAAUCCUCGACGCGGGCGACCAUUGAGACCACAAAUUACCACCGAAGAAGGUGCGGUGAAGGGCGAGGUGGAGGCAGCAAGCCAGACAUAUAUCGAGCAGGAACGGGCAAUGAUGAAAGAUGAAGAGGAAUGGGCUGCAAAAGCUGGAGAUACAGAAGACGGGAAGAACUCGGUGGAUGUGAUCUUGAGUGAUAUGUUAGAGCCCUUUCUCAUGGUAGAAGGAUUGUCCAAGAUGAGCUUAGCACGCCCUUAUAGGUUAAUGACAACAUCUGGAAACACUUUGAGGGAUCAAGUGGGGAGUAUUAGACUCUGCAAUUCGGCGCUUGCCUUCAGCAUUGAUGUCCUUAAACCAGGAGGGUCUUUUGUAUGCAAGUUUUACAUGAGCGGGGAUUCUGAGCUUUUGAAGAAAAAGUUUAGUCAAGUAUAUAGGUAUGUUGAAAUAAACAAACCAAAGUCUUCGAGAUCGGGCUCAAAGGAAGCUUAUUUGAUUGCGCGGAAAAAGAAGGCGAAGGUGAACAAGGAAGAAGUAAUGUUGAUGGAACCUACAGAUUAA
Messenger RNA from Morchella sextelata, 1008 nucleotides. RefSeq lists its product as uncharacterized. Gene Ontology annotation, biological process: RNA methylation. Gene Ontology annotation, molecular function: rRNA (uridine-2'-O-ribose)-methyltransferase activity. NCBI's taxonomy places the organism in Eukaryota, Fungi, Ascomycota, Pezizomycetes, Pezizales, Morchellaceae. The transcript is spliced from 5 exons. Bases 1 to 1008 code for a protein of 335 amino acids. Gene Ontology annotation, cellular component: mitochondrion. The record is from RefSeq and is a predicted model, not a curated record.